Messenger RNA from Fraxinus pennsylvanica, 411 nucleotides. NCBI's taxonomy places the organism in Eukaryota, Viridiplantae, Streptophyta, Magnoliopsida, Lamiales, Oleaceae. The record is from the annotation of a GenBank genome assembly.
AUGGGUUCUGAAGGAUCAUCACGAGUUGUUGUUCCAAGGAACUUCAGAUUAUUAGAAGAGCUUGAGAGAGGCGAGAAAGGAAUAGGUGAUGGUACAGUCAGCUACGGAAUGGAUGAUGCCGAUGAUGUGUACAUGCAGUCGUGGACUGGAACUAUUAUUGGUCCUCCUAAUACUGCACAUGAAGGACGCAUCUACCAAUUGAAGUUAUUUUGUGGGAAAGAAUAUCCAGAAAGGCCACCUAGUGUGAAGUUCCAAACCCGGAUCAAUAUGAGCUGUGUCAAUGAAGAAAGUGGCGUGGUUGAACCAAGUCUUUUCCCUAUGCUUGCCGACUGGCGAAGGGACCUUGGAGCUGAAGGUUCUUCUCUUCUGGGAUCAUUACACGGCUCUUGUACAUUUAGGAAACGACUCUAA